Molecule: messenger RNA, 1014 nt
Organism: Saccharomyces cerevisiae S288C
Lineage: Eukaryota; Fungi; Ascomycota; Saccharomycetes; Saccharomycetales; Saccharomycetaceae
Gene: NNR2
Product: NADHX dehydratase
Exons: 1
Coding region: 1-1014 (337 amino acids)
Biological process (GO): nicotinamide nucleotide metabolic process
Cellular component (GO): cytoplasm
Molecular function (GO): ATP-dependent NAD(P)H-hydrate dehydratase activity; hydro-lyase activity
Source: RefSeq, marked reviewed
AUGUUAGCAGAAUUGUCUCAUAGAGAAUUGAUAAAGUUGGCGCAGAAAAGAUGUAUACCACCUUUAUUGCCAAAGUUUCAUAAGGGACAGUCUGGUGGGAGAGUUUGCAUUAUUGGAGGAUGCGAAGAUUAUACAGGGGCACCGUAUUUCAGCGCCAAUGCUACAGCCUUGAUGGGCUGUGAUUUGACACAUGUCAUCUGCGAAUACAACGCUGGUACGGUCAUUAAAUCGUACACCCCAAACCUAAUGGUUCAUCCAUACCUUCGUAUGAGUAACACCAAAUUAGACGUUGAUAUGGACGAACAAAGGAAGAAAAUCAAUUCCUUAUUGGAUAGAAUCCACGUUGUGGUAAUUGGACCCGGCUUGGGUAGGGACCCCCUAAUGUUAAAAUCCAUUAAGGAUAUCAUAAGAUAUAUACUUGAAAAACAUGAGGGCAAGAUCCCGUUAGUAAUUGAUGCUGAUGGACUGUUCUUAGUAACUCAAGAUAGCGAAGUCAAAGAAAUGCUGAAAAGCUACCCCAAAGGUAGAGUGAUCUUGACGCCCAAUGUGGUAGAAUUCAAAAGACUAUGUGAUGCCAUAGGCAAGAAGGGAGACUCUCACUCCGAGAUGGGCAGCUUGAUCGCCCAGGAAUUGAAUUGUAUUGUGGUGGAGAAAGGUCAGUCAGAUAAGAUAUUCUCACCCGAUAGUGAAAAAGACAUGUUGACGAACAGCGAAGAGGGCAGCAACAAGAGGGUAGGAGGCCAAGGUGAUACUUUGACAGGAGCUAUAUCAUGCAUGCUUGCAUUUAGUCGUGCAAUGUAUGACUUUAAGAUUUGUGAGCAGGAAGAAAAGGGAGAAUCUUCUAACGAUAAACCCUUGAAAAACUGGGUAGACUACGCUAUGUUGAGUUGCUACGCAGGCUGCACAAUUACACGAGAAUGCUCCCGCCUAGGAUUUAAGGCUAAGGGACGUGCAAUGCAGACGACAGAUCUAAAUGACCGUGUCGGUGAAGUGUUCGCCAAACUUUUCGGUUAA